CUUCCUUGUUUACUUACGGAGUACCUCAUAAGUCCACUGACGGUCUUACAGGUAUACAAGUAGUGUAUAUCAAUCGUGUAGCGCUGUCUACCUACUCACUUGUGUAACCUCUCACCCUUCGCCUCGUAUCUCUGGCUCGCUCAAUCGUUCUUCCUUUCCUUUUUGGUGGUGGUGGCUCGGCGGGCUCAUGAGACUGCCAGCUUUAUUAUAGCCUACACAGUGUACGAAUGGAAAGUUCAUCCAGGCCUCGCUCGACCGUUCCACAAGAACGGCUGAUCCAGAUUUCGGACCAUCUCGCACCAUCUCGCAACAUGUCCGACAACCGAAUGAGUCUCGAUUUCAUCAUCGACCGGAAUGUCACUGACCAGGGAUCGUCGACGGACGGAUCUGACAAUGAGUGCCCUGCUCAGCGUCAAGCCCGCCAUCAGUACGACGACGAGCAAAAUGCCUACAUUCUUUACCUCUACUACUUUUUCAUGAAAGGAGGGGUAGACCACGACGCAAACUGGGAUGCCGUCGAAAGAAUGUUCCAGCAAAGAUUCCCACCUGAUACGCCACGUCGACACCCUGGAAGGGGCCUCAGCCAAACCUACGAGAGGCGGCAGAUUAAUGGACUGAACUCCAAGUUCUACCGCCUCCGAGAUCUCUACUUGCCACCAGGCGCGGACUUGGAGGCGAGGAAGAGAAGAGUUGCCGAUCUCGUCCGGCCUUAUGGUUUCCCACCGAUCAACCAGUUGAUCGAGAAGGCGCAGACCAACUCAAUGGAUAUACGCCCCGACGUACUGCACCUCUGAGAGGGUGGUAAGCGUGGGUCUUCAGCACGGCCAACCCAGGAUCUCUCCAUAGCAGUCUAUUUGCUAGCAGGCAUACGAUCAACUGUUAAUGGACUUCCUUCCGA
This is a messenger RNA of Pseudovirgaria hyperparasitica, 898 nucleotides long. RefSeq lists its product as uncharacterized. The coding region runs from base 228 to 794 and encodes 188 amino acids. The record is from RefSeq and is a predicted model, not a curated record. The transcript has a single exon. NCBI's taxonomy places the organism in Eukaryota, Fungi, Ascomycota, Dothideomycetes, Acrospermales, Acrospermaceae.